Messenger RNA from Solenopsis invicta (red fire ant), 2619 nucleotides. RefSeq lists its product as uncharacterized. The transcript has 2 exons. Bases 1137 to 1769 code for a protein of 210 amino acids. NCBI's taxonomy places the organism in Eukaryota, Metazoa, Arthropoda, Insecta, Hymenoptera, Formicidae. The record is from RefSeq and is a predicted model, not a curated record.
UAUUUAGGGAGAAUCCGAGGCUGCUUUACGGAGAAAUUGAUAAAGGUAUCUGGCAACACUGGUGUGCAGUGAUGGGAUAUGGGAGGGAACUUCCCUAUUUCGAGGGAUCUUUUUGGCGUAAAGGGAAAAAGGGAUUUUUUUUCUAAUAUUGCAGUUUGGAAGGGAAUUUUUACAGUAGUCACUUGGUCUUAGUUUUUCUGAUAAAUUAAUAAAAAUAUGCUGUUUUUAUAAGUUUACACAAAACACUUUUCUAUACUAGAAUUGACCGCGUUCGGCAGACUCAAUAGUUGUAAGUUUUCCGUUGAGUAUUGUUUGUUGAUUGGUUGGUUCUAAAAGUAAAAACUAAUCACAUUUGAUUACUACUAAGCGGUUUGUUCUGCUGAACACAUUCAUCGAAUCGUUACCGUUUGUAUCGAUUUCAUAAAAAAUCGAAGGCGAAAAGAUCGAUCUUUCGCAAAAUCGAUUCUUUUCUGGCAAUCUUAGCCUUUACGGUCUAUACUCUACACUCUACAUAGUCGCAGCUCGCAGCAAAGUAAAUUCAAAUGUUAUUUCGUGUGAUACCCAGUGAUACCAAAGCAGUCUAUGGUCCCAGGUUCAUGUGCACAGAAUUAAUUUAAUAUGUAAGUACAUAAAUAAAUAUUGUUAAAUAAGAAAAUGUGAUUUUUUAAACAUAACCUUAAUCUAUAACCUCCAAUUUGUGUGAUGUAGCAGCUCGGCAUAGAACAAUAAUAUGAAAACGGAUACUGAAGAGAACGAAAAAAAAAACAAACUGGAACAAAAAUAGCUCAUAAAACUAAAAAGAAAGUUUUGUUAUAACUAGUUGGAGAAAGAGGAAUUUAAGCAUUGGGUAGCUCCUGUGAAAGAAAAUAACAAUUUAUGCAGAUGCAUUUGCUGCAACAAAAUUCUAGCGUGUGGAAAGACGGAACUGCAAAAACAUAAAAAAAGUUUAAUUCAUCAAAGAAACUCAAAAUUAACUAAAUCAACUACAAAAUUGGACAUACUUUUUGAUAAAGCUACCAAGGAAACAAUCAAGCAAAUGGAAAAAGAAAAACGGAUUAAAAACGCUGAAAUAAUUUUGUCAAGUUUUAUAGCAGAUCAUAACAUAGCAUUCUGUAAUGUAGAACAUCUAGUUGCCAAUGUUAAGAAAUGCUUUUCCAGAUUCCCAAAUUUUGAAAGAUGUACAGUUACAUCGAAAAAAAUGCACAUAUAUUAUCAAAAAUGUUAUAGCCAAAGUUGAAACCGAAAAUUUGAUAAAUAUUUUAAAAACUGAAAAUUUUUCAAUACUGAUAGAUGAAAGCACCGACAUAUCUACUCGGAAGAAUUUGUGCAUUUUAGUGCAAUAUAUUCAUUCGCAAAAUCAACAGGUUCAAGUGCAACUUUUGGAACUUUUGUAUAUAGAUGCAACUGAUGGCUCAUCUGAAAAAAUAUAUCAGACUUUCAAAAAUUAUGUGGAAGAAAAAGGUAUUCCCCUAAAAAAUAUUGUUGAUUUAGCGUGUGACGGAGCCGCAGUUAUGGUUAGAAAAAAUAAUUCUUUUUAUACGCAGUUGAAACAUGAUGUACCUCAUGUUAUUCUCUUGAAGUGUAUUUGCCACUCAGCGGCUUUAGUUGCCAGCAAAGCAUGUAAAAAAUUGCCAAACAUCUUGGAAGAUUUAAUGAAAAAUAUUUAUUUAUAUGUAAGUGGAAGUUCAAAGCGCUGUCAACAAUUAGAAAAGAUGCAAACUUAUUUUUUACAAAAACAUUAUAAGAUUCUGAAACUCGGCACAAGAUAGUUGUUUACACAUCAAUGCGUAGAAAGACUUUUGUUAAACUGGGAUGUAUUGAUAGCGUACUUUAGUGUAGCUGUGUUCGAAGACAAUCUGAAUUCUGCUCGAACUGUUUUAGAAUCUCUUCGGAGUACCAAAAUAAAAUGUUAUUUCCUUUUUCUAAAAUUUGUACUGAAUUACAUGAAUGAAUUCAAUGCUUUAUUUCAAAGCAAAACUUCUUUAAUAACUGUUUUAAAGAAAGAAAGCAUAAAGUUAUUUUUAAAAAUUUGUCAAAAUUUCAUAAAAUCGUCUUUAUUGAAAGAGGGCUAUUUAACUAGUAAUAUUUUGCAUUCCACAAAUUAUUUGCCGAUUAAUAAAAUUUGUAUUGGACAUGAAUGUAAGUCACUAUUAUCCACAUUAACACUAAAUGAUCAAAAUAAAGUUCGCUUAAAUAUUUUGUCAUUUUAUGUUACUAGUGCUCAAGAAUUAAUCAAUCGAUUGCCUAUUAAUAGCGCAUUGUUUUCUGAAUUUGAAUUUGUUAUACCGUCUUGCUUUAGAAGCGCAUAAAAGUGAUAUUCUGAUCAACCUUGAGAAUAUAUGUAAUAUAUAUAAAAGUUUUGUUGAUAUCAAUUUUGUAAAAUAUGAAUGGAGAAAUUUGCCAUUCUAUUUUACUCAAAAUGAAAAAGAAAAAUUAACUUAACUUCCUGCAAUUGAAUUUUGGCUUGAAUUACAAAAAGUACAAGAUUUUUCAGGUAAAUAUUUGUUUAAACAUAUAGCAAAAAUAGCACUUAUUGUUUUAACGCUACCACAUUCAAAUGCAGAAGCAGAAAGGGUGUUUUCAGUAGUUACUGAUAUAAAAACAAAAAAAAAGAAAUAA